UAAGUGACGCAUGCGUGGAGGAUAUGCGCUUUGCAGCAAAGUCCUCCUUUACUCCACACACGCUUCUAAGCCUCGCUACUAACUACACUUUAUUCAUCCUCCGUGUCAGGAUAAACUCCACUCGUCUCACUCAACUUUGGACAUUAUUAGGCCCGCUUAGCUUGCUACUUGUUUUAGCGCGCUAGUUAGCUUAGCAUGCUAGUUAGCUUAGCAUGCUAGUUAGCGUAGCUUGUUAGCUGCUAACAUAGAGACGCGGAUUUGAUCAACACAUCGCUUAGUUAAGAUCAAGUGUGAGUGUAGAGUGUUGUGAUUGUGUGAAAAUGUGUGAAAGAACGAUAGCAGAGUACGAAGAGGAACUUUCUCGAACCAAAGAAGAGAACAAGAGACUACGUCAACUACUGGACGCUGUUUUCAAGAAACAUCAAGUUGUGUUCCACAGAACAGACGUCCAGCAGCCCCUUCACAUUAAAAAGGAAGAGGAGGAUCCACAGCCCACCCACAUUAAAAAGGAAGAGGAGGAUCCACAGCCCACCCACAUUAAAGAGGAAGAGGAUGAUCCACAGCCCACCAACAUUAAAGAGGAAGACAAGGAUCCACAGCCCACCCACAUCAAAGAGGAGGAGGAGGAUACACAGCCCCCCCACAUGAAAGAGGAGGGCGAGUGUGUUGUAGGGCAGGAGGAGGAUGAUGUCAGCAAGUUUCCACUGACUGUUGUCUCUGUGAAGACUGAAGAGCAUGAAGACAAAGCACCUGAGUCCUCACAGCUUCAUCACAGUCCAAACGUCCAGCGGGUGUCAGCGGGGAGUCAUGAAGAGGAGUGGCACACCAGUGUGGGACAGAAGGAGCUACAGGCCCCCUCCCACAUUAAAGAGGAGCAGCUUCAUGAUGAAGAUGAAGCUCAGUCCUUACAGCUUCAUCACAGUCAAAGUGAGGAGAACAGAGGGGCGGAGCUUGUAAGUCAACACAUCACAGAAGCUGAUGGAGAGCAUUGUGAAGAUAUAAAGUCAGAACCAGACAGCAUCUUUGCUCCACUGUCAGACAUGGACCACAUGAUGUCACACUCUUCUGAUCACAGUGACCACAUCCAAAAACCUUUGCAGAGUAAAAAUGACUCUAAAGGUGAUACGAGACAUCACACUAACAACAAACACUUUGACUGCUCUCAAUGUGGGAAAUCAUUUAGACGGAAGAGUGAUUUUACAGUACACAUGAGAAUACAUACUGGAGAGAAACCUUUUGUUUGCUCUGUUUGUAAGAAGAGUUUCUCCAGAAAGGAACGCAUGACCACACACAUGAGAACACACACCGGAGAGAAACCUUUUUCUUGCUCAGCUUGUGCUAAAAGAUUCAACAUUAAGAAGGAAUCUAUAUUGCACAUGAGAACACACACAGGUGAGAAACCUUUUACUUGCUCUGUUUGUAAGAAGAGUUUCUUUUGUAAGCAAAGCAUGACCAGACACAUGAGAACGCACACUGGAGAGAAACCUUUUACUUGCUCAGCUUGUGCUAAAAGAUUCAACACUAAUGAGGAAAUUAUAUUGCACAUGAGAACACACACAGGUGAGAAACCUUUUAAUUGCUCUGUUUGUAAGAAGGGUUUCUCCAGAAAGCAGAGCAUGACCACACACAUGAGAACACACACUGCUGAGAAACCUUUUGCUUGCUCAGCUUGUGCCAAACGAUUCAACUCUAAGGAUGGCAUGAUAUCACACAUGAGAACACACACUGGAGAGAAACCAUUUAGUUGCACUGUGUGUGAUAAGAUGUUCACGUUUAAGAAUCAGGUCAGUAGACACAAGUGUGUAACAGUCAUGGAAGCUGCAGGGAUUUAAAAACACUUAAACAGUGAUUGUGCUAAAUGUAGUUUAAAAACACAGCAUGUUUAAUAAGAAUGUAUAUUUGAUGUUGUAUGUAGUGCUUCUCAUCUUCUAGUCUUAUAUGUUGUCCUGUAAUUACUUUUUAAGUUGUGUGCAUGUAUUGAAUAUUAUAUAUGUAGCUACUAUUUUAUUAUAUUUUCUCAUUGUUAAAGAGAGGACUUCUAAUUUUUUUUAUUUGUUUUUUUUUCCCAGAAAUGUUUUUGAUUGCAUUUUAUUGAUGUUAUUAUCCAAUUAAAA
Entelurus aequoreus (snake pipefish) is the source of this 2114-nucleotide messenger RNA. Its product is annotated as zinc finger protein 568-like. The record is from RefSeq and is a predicted model, not a curated record. Gene Ontology annotation, biological process: negative regulation of transcription by RNA polymerase II; regulation of cytokine production; regulation of immune system process. NCBI's taxonomy places the organism in Eukaryota, Metazoa, Chordata, Actinopteri, Syngnathiformes, Syngnathidae. The coding region runs from base 321 to 1832 and encodes 503 amino acids. The transcript is spliced from 3 exons.